CUUCAGACACACCGACAUGCACCAAAGUGGAGGCUGAGACACAACUUGGACUGAGUGGAGUAAAAACUCGCAGACAGCCAGUCCCUUGGCGAUGCUUAUCCGACACCACGCUAGAUAUUGAUCACCGACCACCAAGGACUGAUCGCCCCGCCAGCAGAGCUCGCAGUGCCGCUGAGGAACCAGAGCAGCGUGCCCCCCUCUCUGAGCUUCAGUAAGAAGACGCAAAAAUGUCAGAGAGGAGAGGUCAGAAGAAGUCCAUCUUUCUGUCCUCAUUAUUGGUGUGCUGUAUGUUUGCUAGUGCGGAGUAUUCCAGCUGUGGAGAGUACGAAUUCUUCAAUCAGACCAGUAACAGUUGCCAGGCCUGCCCUCAGUGCCAGCCAGGACAAGAGCCGCAUAUGACCUGUGGCUACGGUGUGAAGGAUGAGGACUUUGCCUGUGUGUCGUGCCCACAGGGGAAAUAUUCUAAAGGGAAGUAUGAAAUCUGCAGACGGCAUAAAGACUGUGACGCCCUCUACAAAGCCACUGUUCGCGCAGCGGGAACUCCGGACAGCGACGCUGAGUGUGGACCCUGUUUACCAGGGUAUUACAUGCUGGAAAACAGACCCAGGAACCUCUAUGGGAUGGUUUGCCACUCCUGCCAGAACGCACCACGCAACACCAAAGAAUGCAUGUCAACCAGCGGGCCAAGAGAAAAACCUGUAAUUGACCCUGGCAGCACUACUGUUUUCCCUCAUCCACAUAAAGAUUCCACAGGACAAGGUCACCUAGCAACGGCUCUCAUUAUCGCCAUGUCAACCAUUUUCAUCAUGGCCAUAGCCAUCGUCCUCAUCAUCAUGUUUUACAUCUUGAAGGCCAAACCGAGUGGCCAGGCAUGUUGUUCCGGACAAGUUGUGAAGGCAGUGGAAGCUCAGACCAACAAACAGGAAGACAAGAAAGAUAUCCCUGACAAUGUGGUGAUCUACUCCGAGAAAGAUGAGUUUGACAAACUGAAAGCGGCUCCUCAGAAGACAGUGAAAAGUGAAAAUGAUGCAUCAUCAGAGAACGAGCAGCUGUUGAGCCGUAGUAUUGACAGCGACGAGGAGGCAGCGUCUGACAAGCAAGGAACAGCCGAGACCAACAACCCCAACCUGUGCCUCGUCAAUCUGGGAAACAAGCCCGACCUCUGCCUGCUCUCUCGGGGCCUUUUGGAGCGAGACCGGGCCUGCAACGGGGCCUCAACCUUUGCAGCGGGACAGGCCAAUAACAUGCCGAGUCCCAACCAUAUCGGCAAUGUCAACCACAUCACCAGCACCAACCACAUCAGCAGUGUGAACGCAAUCAACAACAACAAUAAAACCCCGGGGAUGCUACAGAGUCGAAGGAAAAAGAUCCUGGAUCUAUAUGGCAGAGCCUGCAACGUGACAGAGGGCCUGAGCCCCACAGAGCUUCCUUUCGACUGUCUGGAGAAGGCCAGCCGCAUGCUGAGCUCCUCCUACAGCAGCGAGGCGGCAGUGGUGAAGACGUGGAGGCAUCUGGCCGAGAGCUUCGGGCUAAAGCGUGAUGAGAUUGGUGGCAUGAGCGACGGCCUGCAGCUCUUUGAGAGAGUGAGCACGGCGGGCUACAGCAUCCCCGACCUCCUGACCCGCCUGGUACAGAUCGAGAGGCUGGACGCGGUGGAGUCGCUCUGCUCGGACGUGCUGGGCAGCAGUGAGAUGGCGGCGGCUGCCGGACGGCAGGGCAACAGCAGUUUUCACAGCCAGUUGGUCUGUCCAUCCCCAUGCCCAUCUCCAUCCCAGCGCUGCGCCAGUGUCUAAAUAUGUGGUGGAGCAGAGACUUGGAUGCCUUACAGUAUACAUGGUUGUAGGGACAGAUACUGCUCUGACAAGGAGGACAGCACAUAUACAGUAUACACCUUACCCCAUAUCACAUGAAGAAUGUCAGUGGAAUUUUGUCAGUCCAAUCAGAAUGGCUGUUCAAUUCGAAUAGUCAAAAAUGUGUUCCUUUUUUCAGGUAUUCAGUAUAAAGCAACGCUCUAUUUUUGAACGGAGUUGGGCAGGACGUUCAGGGUGACAAAGAUGUUCAUGUAAUAAAGUAAACAAGCCAGGUUAGCUUCCGAGCUAAUGCGGGCUAACUACUGUAGCCGAGGGUAAUAAAAUAACACAGAGGCUCCUUAAUUUAAACCAGUGUGAACCAAGACGGCCAACAUUUUUAACUCAAAUAUUGAUAACAGCAGUCCAUAAUGCCACAGUUUAACAUCUUCCGUUUUUACCCCUGAAUUCACUUAGAGCAAAAGGGAACUCAAUAAAAUAGCUUACACGAGCACUGACUCUGACUGACAAAAAAAAAAAAAAAAAACUGCUUGAAUUGAAGAAUCUCAGUCGACUGAGGGCUCACAGACUGAUGAUUUGAAUAUUCGACUUUCAGGGGGCAGCCCAAGUCAUCUGGUACACUUUCUUUGGCCUUAUGUUCUGUCUUUUUUAAAGUGCUACAGAGUAUGAGAAAGACAAAAAUCAAAGACCAAAGAUUUAGAUUACUCACUGGUUUGCUACUUCAUAUAUUUUUUCCUCUGCAAUAAUAUAAUAAUCAGAAUUAGUUUAUAUUUUAUUUUAUUUUCGUCUUUUUUCAAAUGCUAAGGAAUUUUAGCAAAUAAAUAGCUAGAUUAACUGUGCGCUGGACGCAAGUGUUUUUUUCCCAAAGGUUUUGGCACAAUCCCUUUGUGAUGUCUGUGGGGUGCUGAUGGAGUCGUCACUGAGGAGUUUCACUGGGCCAGUUAUGGGUCUUUCUCGUAGGCACACCAGUGCAUUAUAAGUGGGAUGAAUGAGGAUGCCUUCUAAGUUGUCCUCUCACUGAACCUUCUUUUCAGGCCCAAAAUCUUCUGCUUAAUAACGCAGCUGAUGUUUGUAUCCGUACUAAGAAAGCAACCUCGUUUGACCGCAGCAUCAGUAAACAUUCAUAUAUGUGUGCCAUCGACUGUGCUGUCAUCAUACAGGAAAGACAGCAGAUAUAAGCUCCUUACUUAAAAUGCAUUUAUUAUGCCCAGCUGGAAAUGCAAAAACAUCACUCAGAUCAGCUUUCAUCUGGUAAACAUUGCUUGACAACACUAGCAUACACAGUAGUCAGUAGUCAACAUUACAUAACAGUAUUUUCUAAAGAUAUUAUGUUGGCAUUUUCAACGUAAUGCUUAAAAUUGUUUUGUUUUUAUGUCAAUUUCAGGUUGAUUCUGUGAUGUUGUUUCCUUUACAACACCAAGUCAGCUUUAUUAAUUGAUUACCAUAGGUGUGUUAAGUUUGAAAUUAAUUUAUAUUUAAACAAACCAAAAUGCAUGUAAUAAUUUAGAAUCAGAAAACUGUACAUUAUGCAUUGUUACAUGCAGUUUGGGCUUGACAAAGAAAUUAAGACCUAAAAUUGCCUAAAUUCACACCAAAUCCACUUUCCCCAACUUUAACACACACACACUCUCUCCCUCACACUCAUACUCACACAUAGACCAGCAUACUCUCUUACAGCAACUACUUCCUCAGCAGUGACCCAGUUUGUGACCCCGUGCAUAAUUCUUCCUCCCCCUCCCUUUUUCCCAUUUUAUCCCAAUUCUGCGGUCUAGUGCUGCCGCCAGCCCUAAUUAUUUGGCGUGUGGCUUACCGGGCCCCUAAUAGGCUGAAGUGUUGUGGUUUACAGAGCGGGUGCAAAGUGCCUGUGAUUUCCAGCACCCAAUUAAGCAUUUAGGGCCACUUAACCACUGAAAGCCCAGUGGAAAAGCUGUAAAAACUGCAUUAAAAAGAGAGAUGCCACGGCAGACGCAUGACUAACUGCCCCUGGGGUUGCUGCACUGUGAACGGUGUAAGAAUGCAGCCGGUCAUGGUGGAAGCAACGCUACGGUCAUCCCAUAACAUCUGACCUUACUCAGCUUUUGUGGUCGGCUCAGUCAUGCUCAGACAGGAUUUAAGCUCCCCGCUCCCCUAUGGGAGCAAUAUGGCAAAUGAGAACAAUAUGUAGUUGUGUGUGUUGUUCACCUCUGAAAAGCAGCUGAAGCUGGUUAAUUGUUGUAUGUACAGAGACUGAGGGUGGCUCCAGUAGGCAUCAAGUUAAACUUCACGUCACGUUAAUGCUCCAUUAUUGUGAUGAUGUUAAAGCUAUGGUGCGUAGUUUCCGUCGCCCCCAGGAGGAAUUAUAAGUAAUAUUAACACUGUCGGCACAUCCACAUGAUAGAAGCCCUCCGUGAUCGCGCACAGCCCCCACCCCUCCUCGAUGCAGUUGCUAGUAGCCAAGGAGGACACGGAGGAUUAAAAAUAAACAUGAUGGACUCUUCAGAAGAGGUCAUUAUCUUCACUCGAGUUUCUGCGCGGGAAAGUCACCGGGCGACCCAAUCUGAACAUAGCCAUACUGAGAAAUACAGACAGAGUUGUGUGGAGUUGAUAGUCUGAAUUAGCUUUAUAGCGACUCAUUUGGCAAUGGCUUGAAUGUAACGGAUGUUUAUUAAUAUCAAAAAGUUACGCACUAAAGCUUCAGCAGGUAAGAUGCUCUACAGGUCAUCGUCGUGCUUUCUCUAGCAGUUAGAGUAGCUUCAGAACUCAGCAGUAAGCUCCAAGGUUCAACUGUAACAAGCAGUGCCAAGGCUUACUUUGAUCUCAUUUCUCGGGAAUACAGCUGAUCUCUAUCUGAAGUCUGAUGUUGUCAGCAUAAUGUCCCAUGACUGCUCUGCACAAUAUCAAACGCAUCACCCACUGCCAAGCUCUUUUUCUAAUGCUUGUUUGUGUUUCUGGGGCUGGACUCCAGUACUUUAAAUUAAUUAAUGUGCAUGUUUAUCAAGCAUGUAUUCCAAAUUGUUUUCUUUAAUAUCUCCUGUCAAGGCAAAUGAAAAGCUCACAUUUAAAUGUACUGCAUUCUUAGAGCAGGGUGGUCCUCGUCAAAUCCAAUUCAAUUCAAAACAUGUUUAAGUAGUUAUUUUUUAUUGUUUUAUUUUAUUUGCUUUAUACUUUUGUAAAUAAUGUAAUUGGUGGAUUGAAUUGAAAUGCACCCACACGCUGGUUUCAGACAAGUAAAAUCUUGUCUGACAUAUAUUAUGCUGUAAGGAUGAUAUACAGGAGCCAAACAUGGAUUACUUACCUCAGUAGCACAUACAGUAUAGUAGAAUGUGUAGAAACACACACAAACUCAUCACAGAACCAAAGUAUAACUGUAUAUAUAACUUAUUAUUGUACAUAUUGUAUACAUUAAUAAAGAUGUAUGGCAAAAUUG
Molecule: messenger RNA, 5214 nt
Organism: Perca fluviatilis (European perch)
Lineage: Eukaryota; Metazoa; Chordata; Actinopteri; Perciformes; Percidae
Gene: edar
Product: ectodysplasin A receptor
Exons: 12
Coding region: 228-1793 (521 amino acids)
Biological process (GO): positive regulation of JNK cascade; positive regulation of canonical NF-kappaB signal transduction
Cellular component (GO): plasma membrane
Molecular function (GO): signaling receptor activity
Source: RefSeq, a predicted model, not a curated record